This is a messenger RNA of Episyrphus balteatus (marmalade hoverfly), 2824 nucleotides long. RefSeq names its product vacuolar protein sorting-associated protein 16 homolog (gene Vps16A). The coding region runs from base 126 to 2657 and encodes 843 amino acids. The record is from RefSeq and is a predicted model, not a curated record. Gene Ontology annotation, cellular component: endosome; HOPS complex; lysosomal membrane. Gene Ontology annotation, molecular function: actin binding. Lineage: Eukaryota; Metazoa; Arthropoda; Insecta; Diptera; Syrphidae. Gene Ontology annotation, biological process: intracellular protein transport; endosomal transport; vacuole fusion, non-autophagic. The transcript has 12 exons.
GUUUUCGCUUCUCUGCUACACCCAGCUGAUAACAAAUUUUCCUUUGUAUUUUAAAGUUUUGUGUUAAUUUAAAGGACACCAAAAGUUUAUUUUUGUUGUUUAAUUAAAAACAAAAUAUAUUAAAAAUGCCUGUAAUGUAUAAUACAGGAGAUUGGUUUAGCCUCAGGCCUCACACUUAUCGAAAAUUCGAUUUGUAUUCAUUUAAUUGGCCCAUGGAUGUAAAUUUGGAUUACAUGCGAGUAUAUGCUGCACCUUUUGGAGGACCAAUUGCUGUUAUUCGCGAUUUUUCACAAAUUGCACCGGUCAAAGGCAAUGCCAAAAUCGAAAUCAAAACAUUCGAUUCUUCAGGAACUUUAUUGGGAACUAUUUUGUGGAAUCAUGGCAGGUUUAUAACAAUGGGUUGGUCUGAUACAGAGGACUUAAUUUGCGUCCAAGACGAUGGAUUAGUAAUAACUUACUCUAUGUUUGGUGAGGAAAAGCAUACAUUCAGCAUGAGUCCCGAAGCAAGUCGAACCAAGGUUACAGAUGCAAGAAUCUUUUCCUCGAGUUCGGGUACCGGAAUUGCCGUUUUAACAACGAGUGGCCGUGUUUUCUUAAAAAGCAGUAACAUAGGAGAGUUUAAAACUCGUCAAAUGCCUGAUAUUCCAAAAUCUUCUUCGGAGAAUAUUUCAUGCUGGCAAAUUGUAUCAGAAGAUCGUAAUAGUUACUGUUUAAUUGGACGUGAAAAGGAAAUAAUCAAACUUGUACCAGGGCAGAGUGUUGGAUUAACUCACAGAAACCUCUUCGACAAGCCAUUUGAUAGAAUUGUUCAAAUGUCGGUAUCGUACAACCAUCAGUUCUUGGCUUUGUACACUAACAACGGUCUCCUUUGGUUGGGAACAGUUGAUAUGAAAAAGAAAUUCUGCGAAUUUGAUACUGGUCGUUUGGAUCAGCCGAAACAAAUCGAAUGGAUAAUGGACUCAGAUAAUACCCAUCUAUCGGAUGCAGUUACAAUAUCCUAUCCAUCACUUUUGUUGGUCGUCAACAAAAAUGGUGAUCAGAAUAUUUUUACAUAUGAUCCGGCGAUAUUUUUAGUUCCAGAGUUGGAUGGUGUACGCAUUAUUACCAAUAGUACACAUGAAAUGAUCCAAAAGGUUCCAAAGUGUGUGCAAAACAUUUUUGCCAUCAACAGUCAAGAACCAUCAAGUUUCCUCUUUGAAGCUCAAAAGAAAUUCCAAGAACGUAGUCAUCAGUCCGAUGAGUAUUUAAGUUUAUUUAGAGGCAAGAUGGAUGUGGCUGUGGAUGAGUGUAUUGAAGCAGCAGGAUAUGAAUUUUGUCCAGAAACUCAAAAGUCUUUAAUUACGACGGCAUACUUUGGCAAAGGAUUUAUAGCAUUGCACAAUCCUGAUAAAUAUAUGAGAAUUUGUCGAAUACUUCGAGUGCUUAAUGCUUUGAGACAUCCAAAAAUUGCAAUACCUUUGACAUACAAACAAUUCUGUCACCUUAAACCAGAUGUAAUUCUAUCACGAUUGGUGUUUAGAAAAAAUUAUGCGGUAGCAAUUCAAGUUGCUAAGCAUUUGAAGUUGCCCGAAUCAUGGAUUUUGGAGCACUGGGCCAUACACAAAGUAUACAACGAUAGAGAUGACAACGAAGUUGCCCGAAAAAUCACAGAAAAGUUUAAAAAUCCAUCAGUACAAGGUAUCUCUUACUGCAACAUUGCGGAAAAAGCCCACGACAUUGGAAAAGAUGAUUUGGCUAUUAAGCUUCUGGAAUUGGAACCCCGUUCUUCACUGCAAGUGCCUUUGCUAUUGAAACUGGGUAAAUUCGACAAGGCACUUUUCAGCGCAACACAAUCUGGUGACACAGAUCUUGUUCAAAUGGUAUUACUAAAAAUUAAAGAGAACAUGACAGUUACUAAUUUUCAUAUGAUUAUUCGUGACUUUCCAAUGGCAUUUAACUUGUAUCGAAAAGCUAUGGCCGAAUGCAGUCGAACCGCAUUGACGGAUAGUUUUCAUACAGAAGAUGAUCAUCAAUCGAUUGCUGAAUAUACACUGCGAUAUGCUCUUAAAGAUGGUAACGUUGAAUCGAACUUAUUGAUUAUUGCCAAUCGUUAUAGUCAAGGCAAACGAAUUGUUGAAGCUGACUUAUGCACUGAAACUGGAAAAAUACUUAAGUUACAAAAGGCAUUGAACCAAAAACUGAGGAGUACUGGUGUAGAAUUAUGCAGUGAAACUAUUCAUGACACGGUUUUGAAAUUACUUCGUUUGGGGGAACUUAAAGAAGCGGAAAAGAUAAAAAACGAUUAUAAGAUUCCAGAAAGGAGAUAUUGGUGGAUGAGAGUUCAAACACUUGCUGAAAAGGGUAAAUUCGAAGAACUGGAAAAGCUUUCAAAAUCAAAAAAGAGUCCUAUAGGUUAUGAACCAUUCGUUGAGGUUUGUCUUAGCAUGGGAAAUGUUCAUGAAGCAAGAAAAUACAUCGCAAGAUGUAGAGAAGAUAAAAAAGCCAAGUGGUACAUUCGCGCUGGUUUACAUGAAGACGCUGCUGGAACAGCAUUUGAACAGCGUGAUAUAAAUACAUUACAAUCUAUAAUGUUAGUGGCUGCAAACAGCGGAAAUCGAACUCUUUCAGAAAAAGUCGAUGCUUUUAUUCAACACUUAAGGAAAACUAAUAAACAUUAAACAAAUGCUGCACUAUAUUUUAGCAUAGUUAUAUAAAUUUUAUUAUAUUUAAUAAUAUUACUUCGCACGACGUUAUUAAUAUUUUCCUAAACCAAUAUUCUGUGCAUAACCCUAGAUUUAUGUAUUUGUUAAACCAUUCAAACUAACGUACUCUACAAUUUAAUGUA